AUGCUGCUGGUUACGCCAGACGAGGAACUCACGUCUCUUCCUCAGGGGAAUUACACUGUUAGCAUGGAGUUUGGAUUUGUCAUAGAUCUCACAGGGAACCCGUGCGAAGGCGUGGGGCCCCUGACCUUUAGAAUCGCUAAGGACGGGGGCUGUCCGUUGUUGUAUGUCACGGGCUUCGGCACGGAGAACGGCAACUGCAACGGUCUGUACACCCCAAUAGACCCUAUCAAUAACCAUGCCGCCUGGAGGGGAGGCGAGGGAAACUUCUUCUUCAUUUACUUCCGCCAAGAGACAGCCGAGGAACCAGGCAACUGGGUGGUCGACACUGACCUCGACGAGAGCGCUUUCCUGGGGUUCGCAGACAUUGCGUUGCUGCAAGGAACCCCCCGGGGCCCCAAGGGGGGACCCCCGCUACCCCCGUCUGGCCUGUGGCACAAGUGGACGGGCAAGAAGCGCGAGGAGCAGCCAUUCGCCGCCUUCGUCUGCCGACAAACCCCAGACCAUCUACCCCCUAACCUUGUGGCUGUGGGUCCCCCCCAGCCGGAGCCCACUGGAGCGGUGCGAGGCCCCUCGGAGGUGCCUGAGCAGGGGCCGCAUCUGCUACAGCUGGACAGCGUCUCGGGGAUCCCCGUAGAACCCGUCGUCCUCGUGUUCAACAAACCCAUUACCUACGGCCACUGGGCCUCUCUCCGCCUCACUCCGCGCGGACAGAAAGCCCCAGUCGCCGAGUGGCCAGCAGACCAGGAGGCAGGCAUGAGAGGCGCGACAAUUAGGGUGCGUCGCAUGAAGUCACAAGCAUCCGGCGCCUCCGGGAGCCCGAAAGUCUCCUCCCUUGCCUCCAGCAGCAGCACUAACAAAGAUGCAACUGCCACAGAAGAACAAGAAGAGGAGCUGGGGGUUGCCGAGCUAGACGUCGACGUGCCGCUAGACCCAGGGCAGGUCUAUGAACUCACAGCAGACCUGGGGGCCUUCACAGACCUCUCCUACAACCCUUGGGGGCCCCUGGGGCCCCAGGUUGUCUCGUUCGAGGCGGCUGCCACGCACUGUCUGCUGAAGAUCGGUGCAGAGGCAGCAGCAGCAGCUGCAGCUGCAGCAGAACCAGACGGGCCCGAGGCGCAAGCAACAGCAGCUGACGAAGCUUCCUACGACCUGCAGCUCCUAGACAGCAACGCGGAGGUGGUGGGCAGUGGCGAUAGAAAGGUACCCGAAGGCAGCCGUGCGCAAGCAACAGCAGCUGACGAAGCUUCCUACGAGCUGCAGCUCCUAGACAGCAACGCGGAGGUGGUGGGCAGUGGCGAUAGAAAGGUACCCGAAGGCAGCCGUGCUGCCGCUCACUGCAGCGCGGGUCUCUCUCUCCCUCUGGACCUUAUGCUUGAAACAGGCAGCAGCAGCAAUGCCGGAGAGCUGCAGUGCAGCAAAGGCAAGUGGCGUGGCGCCCUCUCCCCCUGCGUUCCCCGGUGUAGCCCGUACCCCCGGCUUGCUGAGGCAUACGAUGUAGAGGAGAUGGAGGGGGCAGCAGAAGGUAUUUCAGGAGCAGCUGUCGUGGUUCGCUGUGCUGAAGCAGCAGCAACAGCAACAGAAACAACAACAACGGCAGCAGAAGCAGCAGAGGAAGGGCAGCAACAGCAAACCCUCAGGUGUCUAGGAGGCCGCUGGGAACCCUUAACUCUACAGUGUGCAGCACUCUGUCCUCCCCUGGGGCCCUCUUUGGGCCCCAGCUAUUUGGUGCGGCUGCCGGUCGGCAUGCAGGAGGACCCGGAGGACGAUGAGGAGCAAGAAGCAACAGCAUAUUCAGCAGCAGCAGAGGGACAACAACGGCAGCAGAAGCAGCAGAGGAAGGGCAGCAACAGCAAACCCUCAGGUGUCUAG
Messenger RNA from Eimeria mitis, 1869 nucleotides. Its product is annotated as Gigantic extracellular protein with interesting sushi (9x) and archaeal protease type repeats having the domain architecture: signal peptide-CRYPB(3x)-sushi (9x)-archaeoglobus type repeats (2x), related. The record is from RefSeq and is a predicted model, not a curated record. The coding region runs from base 1 to 1869 and encodes 622 amino acids. Lineage: Eukaryota; Apicomplexa; Conoidasida; Eucoccidiorida; Eimeriidae. The transcript is spliced from 3 exons.